This is a messenger RNA of Xyrauchen texanus (razorback sucker), 6793 nucleotides long. RefSeq names its product ankyrin repeat domain 44 (gene ankrd44). Gene Ontology annotation, molecular function: protein binding. Lineage: Eukaryota; Metazoa; Chordata; Actinopteri; Cypriniformes; Catostomidae. The record is from RefSeq and is a predicted model, not a curated record. The transcript is spliced from 28 exons. Bases 448 to 3654 code for a protein of 1068 amino acids.
AUUAGCGAGGGGUGGAUAGACGAUGCUGACUUCCUGUAUUUUCUUAUAACGAAUGAAUAUUUAACGCAAAACAUAAGUGAGUGGGAUAUAAUAGCGGGACGCCGUUGAUGCCACCGCUGUAAAUGCGGAUUGUUUACAGCUGCCUUCGCAUCCUUUCCUCCCUCCCCUUUUCGUCUUUCCCACAGCGCCGGAGCGGUGGUGUUGUAGAGGCAGCGACUACAGCCGCUCCUGCUGACCGAAGAUAGCGCUUGCAGAGCCGGCCACAUUCUUCGCAUCACACCGGGCCCUGGAGACUACGACUCACAACAGAGCAGGAAGAAAGCUUUUGAUGCUAUGUCAUUGUGCAUCGUUAUCCUUCUGUAAAAGAAUCAUACAGACUCUUCUGGAUUUUUCUACCCUUUAAACUCCAGGUCUUUUUAAGAGUUUGGAUGUGCAGUUUCACAUGAUAUGGCUGUUCUUAAACUAGUCGACCAGCCACCCCUCGUCCAAGCCAUCUUUAACGGAGACCCUGAUGAGAUUCGUGUGCUCAUAUGUAAAUCUGAAGACAUCAAUGCACUGGAUACUGAGAAGCGUGCUCCCCUUCAUGCAGCAGCCUUCCUCGGAGAUGCUGAGAUCACAGAGCUCCUCAUUGUCUCAGGGGCACGAGUCAAUGCCAAAGACAACAUGUGGUUGACUCCGCUUCACAGGGCAGUGGCAUCUCGUAGUGAGGAUGCCGUUUGUGUGUUGAUCCGACAUUCUGCCGAUGUUAACGCACGGGAUAAGAACUGGCAGACUCCUCUGCAUGUUGCUGCGGCCAACAAGGCCCUGCGCUGUGCUGAGGUUAUCAUCCCGCUCCUGAGCAGUGUCAAUGUGUCAGACCGCGGGGGACGCACCGCCCUGCACCAUGCCGCACUCAAUGGGCACACAGAGAUGGUUAGCCUUCUCCUGGCCAAGGGUGCAAACAUAAAUGCCUUCGAUAAGAAAGAUUGUCGUGCACUGCACUGGGCUGCAUAUAUGGGUCAUUUAGAUGUGGUGUGUUUGUUGGUGAGUCAAGGGGCUGAGCUUAGCUGCAAGGACAAGAGGGGAUAUACGCCUCUCCAUGCUGCUGCUUCCAACGGACAGAUUGCUGUGGUGAAACACCUGCUCAGUCUGGCUGUCGAGAUAGAUGAGGCCAAUGCAUUUGGUAACACAGCGCUGCAUGUGGCGUGUUUUAAUGGACAGGAUGCAGUGGUCAGUGAACUGAUAGACUACGGUGCCAACGUCAGCCAGCCAAAUAACAAGGGCUUCACACCACUUCAUUUUGCUGCAGUGUCCACCCAUGGUGCCCUGUGUUUGGAGUUCCUGGUCAACAGCGGAGCUGAUGUUAAUGUGCAGAGUCGUGAUGGGAAAAGCCCUCUUCAUUUGACAGCAGUGCACGGACGAUUCACACGCUCCCAGACACUUAUCCAGAACGGGGGAGAGAUAGACUGUGUUGAUAAGGAUGGAAACACUCCACUGCACGUUGCUGCUCGAUACGGCCAUGAACUUUUAAUAAACACCCUGAUCACGAGUGGAGCUGACUGCACUAGAAGAGGGGUACACGGCAUGUUCCCCUUGCAUCUAGCCGCUCUGAACGCUCACGCCGACUGCUGCCGGAAGCUUCUCUCCUCAGGAAGAAGGUAUAGCAUAAUGUGCCCUCUCAGUAAUGACUCGGUCCUGUCUGCAGGAUUCCAGAUCGACACUCCAGACAACCUGGGCAGGACGUGUCUGCAUGCUGCUGCCGCUGGCGGUAAUGUGGAAUGUGUGAAGCUGUUGCUCAGCAGUGGAGCUGAUCAUAACCGCAGGGACAAACGUGGAAGGACCCCUCUCCACUAUGCGGCAGCUAGCCGACACUUUCAGUGCCUGGAGACUUUGGUGUCCUGUGGAACCUGCAUUAAUGCUACUGACCAAUGGGGGCGCUCUGCCCUGCAUUAUGCUGCAGCAUCUGACCUGGAUAGGAGGAGGCGUGUGGUCCUGGAACCAGAGUGUGAAGGAGUUCAAGCUGAGAGGGAAAAGGAGGCAGCUCUGUGUCUUGAGUUUCUGUUGCAGCAUGGUGCUGCCCCGUCACUCAAAGAUAAGCAGGGCUACAGUGCUGUUCACUAUGCUGCAGCGUAUGGCCAUAGACACUGUCUGAAACUGCUUUUGGACAGAGAUGAGAACCUUCAGGAUGAGAUUGAGAACAGCCAAACCAGGAGCCCACUGCAUCUGGCUGCAUACCAUGGUCAUGCACAGGCUCUGGAAGUCCUCUUGGAAGGUCACUGCGAGGUGGAUCAGGGGGAUGAGGUGGGUCGGACUCCACUGGCCCUUGCUGCCCUCAGGGGCCACACUGACUGUGCCCUCAUCCUUCUGAAUCACGGGGCCUCGCCAAGAAGCAGAGAUACAAUCCGUGGACGUACACCCAUUCACCUAGCAGUAUUGAAUGGUCAUACAUCAUGUGUGCGCCUCCUACUGGAAGACUCUGAUAAUGCAGAUCUGGUGGACACAGCAGACUCUCAGGGACAGACCCCUCUGAUGCUGGCAGUAAUGGGGGGUCAUGUGGAUGCUGUGUCUCUUUUGUUAGAGCGUGAGGCCAGUGUUGACUUGGCUGACCAUUAUGGUCUUACUGCUCUACACUUGGGGCUAUUGUGUGGGCAGGAGGAGUGUGUUCAGUCGGUGUUGGAGCUGGAGGCAUCAGUGGUGCUGGGGGACUCCAGGGGUCGCACUGCGAUCCACCUGGCUGCAGCGAAGGGUCACGCGUCUUGGCUAAGCGAACUGCUCAAUAUUGCCUGCUCUGAACCCCCAGUACCCCCAUUUCGAGACAACCAUGGAUACACACCACUACAUUGGGCCUGUUACUUUGGUCAUGAUGGCUGUGUGGAGGUUAUACUUGAACAAAGCACCUUCCGGCAGUUUGAUGGAAACCCCUUCACCCCCCUACAUUGUGCUGUGGUCAAUGAUCAUGAGGCUUGUGCCACCCUAUUAUUAGAAGCCAUGGGAUCAAAGAUUGUAACAUGCAAAGAUUCCAAGGGCAGAACACCUCUCCAUGCUGCUGCAUUUGCUGGUCACAUAGACUGUGUUCAACUGCUCCUGGCCCAUAAUGCAUCUGUGGAUGACGUUGACCAAUCUGGACGCAACGCUUUGAUUAUGGCAGCAGAGAGAGGAAGAGUCGAGGUUGUAGAGGCUCUGCUUACUGCUACGAAUGUUAACCUCAGUCUGACAGACCAAAAGGGCAAUACGGCACUCCAUCUUGCCUGCAGUAAUGGAAUGGAGGAAUGUGCAUUGCUCAUUCUGGGAAAACUUCCAGACUCUGCUCUCGUCACCACAAAUGUUGCACUGCAAACACCUCUUCAUUUGGCUGCACGCUGCGGGAUGAAGCAGACAGUGCAAGAGCUGCUCUCUCGUGGAGCCAGUGUUCAAGUACUAGAUGAAAAUGGUUUCACCCCUGCUCUGGCUUGCGCUCCAAGCAGGGAAGUGGCUGACUGCCUGGCUCUCAUUCUGGCUACCAUGAUGCCUUUCUGCUCCCCUUGCAGCUCUGGAAGUCCUUCCCCAGGUGCCCUGCUGAAAUCUCUGCCCCGCCAGGCCAAGAGUCCCCAGGGCCCUAACAAUCCGAGAGACCCCUCCGGCCCCUCCAGCGAGAGUACGACAACUGAAAAUGACUCUGACUCUGAGACAUUUUGACCCAGGCUCUUUCUAGAGUUCCAUAAUAGUAUUUAAAGCACAUAUUUCCAUGAAUCCUCAGAAGUUGUACAAAUUUUUAUGGAGCUCGCUCUCUGUAAACAAGUGAUCAUGACAUGUGACAUAGCCCACCUGGUACGCUUUCAUACUGCCAAACUUGUUUGCACAGGAGAUUUCGACUAAAGCCAUCUGAAUUACUUUGAUGCAAGAGAGAUGAUUAGACAAGACGUCUUUUGUACUUUAGUGUUUGAGAUUGCCAAAUGUUGACCUCAUAAUCACAGUUGAAGUAUCCAAAGUGUGAUGUGCGGUGACAUAAUCUGUAGGCUUUUGGAAACACAAAGAGAGGACUCACUCAUUUAAACUCUGUAGUUAUAAUGUGACCAAUUACAUAUUUGGACCAAUGAGGAAUUGGUGACUUGUCACAACCCUUGAUUAGAAUGUGUAUUCCAAAUAUUUAUUUGUGACAAGAGCACAUGAAACCCAGUGUAAUAUGAUGAAAAUCCAAUGCAUGUUACAAAUGUCCAGAUUGUACACCAGUUGUACUUUACACAUAUUGUAUUUGGCACGUUGUGAAUAGAAGACUCUUGAGCUUUAUAUUGUAAAGAAAGAGCAUUUUUAUUUCAGAUAGAUGAAUAGAUUUAUAGGCCUAGAUGGUCUUAACCUCUGUCUGACUUUUUUGGUGAGUGACACUGUCAUUCUUUUCCUUCUCAGAAAUAGCAACAGUGUUAAAAUGAUACUUCUAUUCAGGUCCAUUUUUCCAGAUUCCAGUGAGAAGAGAUGACCUGUUAUGUGAACCAAGAUGUUCCCAAGCCUGUAUGGAUAUUUAUUAUUUAGAUAACAAUGGUACUACAUUUGUAUGCUCUUAUGUGUAGGAGUAAAUGGGUGUUUAAUGUUCAAACCCAGGACCAUGACUAACCUAUCCUGUCUUCUUCAAAAAACAAAACAAAAUUACUUUUAAUAAUUUGCACUAGUUGAAUUUAAAUCAAUUUGAACAGUUUUCUAAAAAAGCUUGUAAAUGUUGGAAUGAGUGCUUCCAUUGUCUUUAAUCUGAUGUCAAGAUUACAUACAACUUAGCCAAAUACAUUUAAACUUAGAAUCACAAGUCCUGACAUUUAAUCGUUGAAAUCAUUCCAUGUCUUAGGUCAGUUUGGAUCACUACUUUAUUUUAAGAAUUUGAAAUGUCAGAACAAUAGUUUUUAUUUCUUUCAUCACAUUCCCAGUGGGUUAUAAGUGUACAUACACUUUGUUAGUAUUUGGUAGCAUUGCCUUUUAAUUGUUUAACUUGGGUCAAAAGUUUUGUGUAGCCUUCCACAAGCUUCUCACAAGAAGUUGCUGGAAUUUUGGCCCAUUCCUCCAGAAAAAACUGGUGUAACUGAAUCAGGUUUUCAGUUCUGCCCAGAAAUUCAGAAAGAAAAAUCAGAUUAAGGUCAGGGCUUUGUGCUGGCCACUCAAAUACAUUGACUUUGUUGUCCUUAAGCCAUUUUGCCACAACUUUGGAGGUAUGCAUGUGGUCAUUGUCCAUUUGGAAGACCCAUUUGCGACCAAGCUUUAAAUUCCUGGCUGAUGUCUUGUGAUGUUGCUUCAGUAUAUCUACAUCAUUUUCCUUCCACAAGAUGCCUUCUAUUUUGUGAAGUGCACCAGUUGCAGCAAAGCACCCCCACAAAAUGAUGCUGCCACCCCUAUGCUUCUCUGUUGGGAUGGUGUUCGUCAGCUUGUAAGCCUCACCCUUUUUCCUCCAAACAUAAAAAUUGUCAUUAUGGUCAAAUAUUUCAAUUUUUGUUUCAUUAGACAUGAGUACAUUUCACCAAAAAGUAAGAUCUUUGUCCCCAUAUGCACUGAAUACUGUAGUCUGGCUUUUUUAUUGUGGAUUUGGAGCUUGCUGAACAGCCUUUCGGAUUGAUUUGCACUUUUUGCACCAAACUAUGUUAAUCUCUAGGAGACAGAAUGCAUCUCCUCCCUGAGCGGCAUGAUAGCUGUGUGGUCCCAUGGUGUUUCUAAUUGCAUACUAUUGUUUGUACAGCUGAACAUUGUACUUUCAGUCAUUUGGAUAUUACUCCCAACAAUGAACCAGACUUGUAGAGGUCUUAUUCUGGGGUCUUGGCUUAUUGCUUUUGAUUUUACCAUGAUGUCAAGCAAAGAGGCACGCAUUUUGAAGAUAGACCUUAAAAUACACCGGUACACCUCCAAUUCAGUACACCUCCUAUUAUCAGAAACUAAUUGUCUAAAGGCUUGACAUCAUUUUCUGGAAUUUUCCAAGCUGCUUAAAGGCACAGUUAACUUAGCGUAUGUAAACUUCUGAUCCACUGGAAUUGCAAUAUAGUCCAUUGAAUGAAGCAAUCUGUUAAAAUUACUUGUGUCAUGCACAAAGUUUAUGUCCUAAAUGACUUGCCAAAACUAUAGUUUGCUAAUAUUAAAUCUUUGGAGUGGUUAAAAAUUUUUUUUUAAUGACUUCGACCUAAGUGUAUGUAAACUUCUGACUUCAAAUGUAUUGUUAUUUUAAGAUCUUUCCAAUAUUGGGAGUCAAAAAGAAAAGACAAAUGAAGAGAAGGUCGACCACUGUUUGUCUGUUUACCUUUGCCCACAAUGUGCCAGUUUCUGCAGUGUGUCCAGUGCCUUGUUCUGCAUUUUCAGAUUUUGUUAGAUUAUGCUGGUUUAUAUUUGUCUGUAUUUGUGUGUAAUGAAAAAGUCUGAAAAUUUGAAGAGAUGUUUGGGUCGUUCAGCUCACCUGACAACUAUAAGCCAACAUUUUUACUAAGUCCUGAUGUAUGUGCCUAUGUGUGUGUGCUUUAGGAUAGAAAAAUAGUCUUUGUACAUCAGCUUGUGGACAUUAUCAUCACCAGAGCAGAAGGUGCACACAACUGUCUUAUUAAGAAAGCACAUGGUCGAUUUUCUUUUCAUAAAUUCAUAAAAUGAAUCAUGAGUUAGAAGAUGCAGAGGAAUGGAAUCAAAAUAAAACAGUAUUAUAUCAGAAAAAAGCUUUGAAAUAUGACAAUCUUGUAGAUCAUGUGUUCCUCCUGCAAUCUGAUGUUGAAGGUACUUUGUUAGCUCAAGUUUCUUUUAUAUAAAUUGUAUGACUAUUAUAUAAAGUGUUUUAACCGAGUUUUGUGUGGAGUCUGUGUUAUAGCUUUGAAAUUAAUAAAAU